Oxyura jamaicensis (ruddy duck) is the source of this 3597-nucleotide messenger RNA. RefSeq names its product sodium channel epithelial 1 subunit gamma (gene SCNN1G). The record is from RefSeq and is a predicted model, not a curated record. Gene Ontology annotation, biological process: sodium ion transmembrane transport. Bases 27 to 1979 code for a protein of 650 amino acids. Gene Ontology annotation, cellular component: membrane. NCBI's taxonomy places the organism in Eukaryota, Metazoa, Chordata, Aves, Anseriformes, Anatidae. Gene Ontology annotation, molecular function: ligand-gated sodium channel activity. The transcript is spliced from 12 exons.
CCCGCGGUGUCCCUGCAGGCAGCGCCAUGGCCCCCGGGAAGAAGAUCACGGCCAGGAUCAAGAGGACGCUGCCGGUGCGGGGCCCGCAGGCGCCCACGCUGAGCGAGCUGAUGCGGUGGUACUGCCUCAAUACCAACACGCACGGCUGCCGGCGCAUCGUCGUGUCCCGGGGACGCCUGCGCAGGUUCAUCUGGAUCCUGCUCACGCUGAGCGCCGUGGGGCUCAUCCUCUGGCAGUGCGCCGAGCUCCUCAUGAACUACUACAGCGCCUCGGUGUCCGUCACGGUCCAGUUCCAGAAGCUGCCCUUCCCUGCCGUCACCAUCUGCAACAUCAACCCCUACAAGUACAGUUCGAUGAAAGACUACUUAUCAGAAUUGGACAAAGAGACAAAAAAAGCACUGGAGACUUUCUAUGGGUUCUCAGAGGGCAAGUCCAAGGUGCGCCGUUCGGUGGGUGACUGGAAUGACACCGAGAGCCACUUCUUCGAACAGAUCCCUCUGCUGAAGUUUGAGGACUUAUCCAAGACGGCCACUGACCUCCGCAGUGGCCGGAAGAGGAAAAUUGAGGGCAGCGUCUUUCACAAGGACUCCUCCAUCGUGAACUCCGGGGAUUCAAAUGAUAUCAUCGGCUUCCAGCUGUGCGAUGCAAACAACAGCAGUGAGUGUGCACUUUAUACAUUCAGUUCUGGUGUAAAUGCUAUCCAAGAGUGGUACAAACUGCAUUACAUGAACAUCAUGGCUCAAAUCCCCUUGGAGACUAAAGAAGAAUUGAGUUAUUCUGCUGAUGACCUUCUAUUGACAUGUUUCUUUGACGGCCUAUCUUGUGACAAAAGGCACUUCACUCGUUUCCAUCAUCCCCUGCAUGGCAACUGCUAUACUUUCAACAGUGGAGAAAAUGGGACAAUCCUGAGCACCUCCACCGGAGGCAGUGAGUACGGACUGCAAGUUGUUCUGUACAUAGACGAAGCAGACUACAACCCUUUCCUGGUGACAUCAACGGGAGCCAAGAUCAUUGUCCAUGACCAAGACGAAUAUCCCUUUAUUGAGGACAUCGGCACAGAAAUCGAAACCGCAGCGGCCACCUCCAUAGGGAUGCACUUUACUCGGUCCCGCAAGCUGAGCAAGCCCUACAGCGACUGUACAGAGACUGGUGCUGACAUACCAGUAGAAAAUCUCUAUAACAAGAGCUACUCCCUCCAGAUUUGCCUGCACUCCUGCUUCCAGAAGGCCAUGGUGGAGUCCUGCGGCUGCGCCCAGUACACACAGCCGUUACCUGCCGGGGCAGAGUACUGCAACUACAAGAAAAACCCCAACUGGAUGUACUGCUACUACCGACUGCAUGAGAAGUUCGUGAAGGAGCAGCUGGGCUGCCAGCAAAUCUGCAAAGACGCCUGCAGCUUCAAGGAGUGGGCGCUCACCACCAGCAUCGCCCAGUGGCCGUCCAUCGUGUCAGAGGAUUGGAUGCUUCGAGUUCUCUCUUGGGACAAAGGGCAAAAAAUCAACAAGCUGAACAAAACGGACCUUGCAAACCUCAUGGUGUUUUACAAAGACCUGAAUGAGAGAUUCAUUUCGGAGAAUCCCACGAACACGCUCGUCAUUCUUCUCUCCAACUUCGGCGGCCAGCUGGGCCUUUGGAUGAGCUGCUCGGUUGUCUGCGUCAUUGAGAUCGUUGAGGUCUUCUUCAUCGAUUCGCUUUCCAUCGUAAUGCGGCGCCAGUGGCAAAAGGCGAAGAAGUGGUGGAAUGACCGGAAAAGGGAAGGGUCGGGGAAGCCUCCUCACGUCGGUGAUGUGGAGCGGCAGGGCCACGACAACCCCGUCUGCAUCGACGAGGACCUGCCCACCUUCAACACUGCCCUCCGCCUGCCACUGCCCCAGGAGAGCCACCUGCCCAGGACUCCCCCCCCAAACUACAGCACUUUGCGGCUAGAGACCGCCUUCACGGAGCAGCUGCCCGACACACUGGAGGCUGGGCAACACUGACACUUAUCUGCUCAUCCAGGUGCCAAAGUCAGAGGUGGGUGCUGGACCCACGUGUCUGUGGUGAAAGGCACGCACCCAAGCAAGCACUGAAGGGCUCUUGGGUCAGACCCUUAUUCAAGGAUUGAACUUGCAGUCUAAGAUUCUCUGAGCCAAGCUCAGAUGCAGAAGCCAAGGGCUCAGAAACAUUAGGAACUUCAAACAACAUCAAUUCCCAAGGUAAUUAUUGCAGGAGAUGGCUGGAGCAGGAUGUAGCACGGAGCUGGGGUGUCUUGCCAAACAGAGGUGUGUAUUUGCAACCAACUACAUGCACCCCAUUAUUUGUGGGCAGGAAUUGCUCCACAGCAGAAGAUUGAUGCCUCACUGACUAUCAACACUAAUUGCUCUCUGCUGUGUGGCUUGACUUGUGGGAAAAACCUGGGGCUUUCAGGAAUGCAGCAUGACAUUUUCAGGAAGGGUAAGGGCAAGGCUUGGGAAGAACACAAAAUGGAUACAAGGAAAGCUCUCAAGCUGAAUUUUGAUUAGGAGUCUAACUCCAAGGGUGUUUUGUAGAGCUUGUUAUUCUGGGAUGAAGAGUUAGUAUAGUCACUGAUGUGCUUGUAAAGCAAGUUAUUCACAGCUUGAGUCGGAGAACCUAAGUCAUCCCGAAAUAGUCACUGGAAAAGGGCAUGAAGUCUAAUUCAGCUUAGAGUAAUGACUGCAUAUUCUGCAAGCUUGUUUCAUUUAAUGCUGCUUGAGCUGCCUUUAAACGUAGCCUUGGAGUAGCUUGUUAAGCUCAGCCACUGAUUACUUCUCAGCAGCCUCAAAGGGAGCCGGCUUCUCUUCCUGCCCAACCCCAGGCAAGGACUUUUUCUUCCUGCAGCCGCCAGUUCACUGCCCCGACGCUGCCCGUGGUGGUGCUGCCCAGGGAGGGGACAGAGCAGGGCUGGUGCUGCUCAGGCUCCACGCACUGCCCCGACAGGAGGUGGGCACAGUCGCCUCUGUCCCCCUGCUGUGUCCCCAGCCCUACGCACACCCCACACCCUGCCUCCUGUGUGCCAGACCCUCCCCACACUGCCACCAUGCUGGGCAGAGCCAGGGCCAGGCUUUGUGCCAUUUGUUCAAGGCUGCUGCCCCUGCCCGUCCUGCAGGCGGGACCACCUCAACAGGUCCCUGCCUUACCUCCACGAGCAGGAGCACCUGGACCCGGCUCUGUGACCUGCCAGCUAGGUGACAGCAACUCCAGCUUUGUCUGAGCAUGAACCAGAGCUGCAGCUUUCCUUCCCGAGCCUGUAGCUGUCUUCCAGCAGGCUCACGCCCUGCGGCUUGCUGCCACAGAGCUGGCGAGGCAGCUCAGGGCCCCGCAUGGGCCAUCCAGGGGUCCCCAGCACAACAGCCUCCUUCCCACAGCCCCAGAUCCUGCACCUGGCCCUGCCUACUGCAGCCUCUCCCUAGCCGACUAGAACACCCUGUGUAGAUGUUGAGGAGCAACAGAUCCUGCACUGGGUUGGCUGCUUGGGGAUUUCAUAGUGAACGCACACACGCACGUGCAUGUGUCAAUGUGCAAAGGAAGUCCCUCUCUUGCUUUCUCUCUCUAGAUAAACUUAUUUUAUAUAGGAAAGUGAGAAUCCAGAAAGGUUCU